AUGGAUAAUCCUUUCAAGCGCAUGCGAUAUCAAUAGAAUUAUGGCAGUGGUUAUGACCGAGGUGGUCGUUCAAAUGGCAGUAAUUUUUCAGCUAAUUUUCUUGAUGAUACUCCAGAUAGAGGAUACGGAAGCGGCAGAGGGUCUUAUUCAGGUGGUGGAGGAGCCCGCAAUAAUAGUUUCAGAAGCAGGAGUAGGGGAGGUGGAAGAGGCAACUACGGGGGAGGCUAUGGAGGUGGCGGAGGCUACGGAGGAGGCGGAGGUCACUAUAAAAGUAACAAUGGUGGUGGUGGUUACAAUGACAAAUAUAACUCAAGUCCAGCACCCCGAGGAACAUUUAACCCUCCAGCUUAUGAGGCACCACCUCAAACAAAUAACUUUAACCCGAGUAAUAAUAAUACUGGAGGGACAUACGGAGGAAGUAAAGGAGAACCUGAUGAAGAAGUUUAAUCUUUUGAAGUAAGUUCAUUUGUGUUUAAGAAUUUAUAUCAGAUUGGAUUAAAAAAGAAAAUACAAGUGAAGAGAUAUCAUGGAUAAGUAUUCGUUGAUUUAAGAGAUUAUUUCAUAAAAGGAGAAAACCUACUGCCGACGAAGAAAGGUGUCACUCUGACAAUAGAUCACUGGCGCAAGCUGUAGAAUAUAAUGAACAUAGUUGAUUAGACAAUCGAGCGAAUGGGAGGCAAUAUAUAGUAACCAAGUGGCUAGAAUGUACCGAGUCCAAGUACGAAUGGAAAUUCUGAAGAUGUAAACUCGAUAACCAAAUAAGCAUUUGGCAUUUAAGAUGAUGAUGAAGAAAACGCUGAGGAAUACAUACAAGAUGAUAACAAUGAAGAGGAGGACGAUGAUCUCUAGUGA
Stylonychia lemnae is the source of this 852-nucleotide messenger RNA. The record is from the annotation of a GenBank genome assembly. NCBI's taxonomy places the organism in Eukaryota, Ciliophora, Spirotrichea, Sporadotrichida, Oxytrichidae.